This is a messenger RNA of Microplitis mediator, 1284 nucleotides long. RefSeq lists its product as uncharacterized. The transcript has 2 exons. Gene Ontology annotation, molecular function: nucleic acid binding. The record is from RefSeq and is a predicted model, not a curated record. NCBI's taxonomy places the organism in Eukaryota, Metazoa, Arthropoda, Insecta, Hymenoptera, Braconidae. Gene Ontology annotation, biological process: DNA integration. Bases 1 to 1284 code for a protein of 427 amino acids.
AUGGGUAUCGAUAUAUUUGGACGUGUAUCUUCCCAAUCGAAUCAGACACAAUUUAAAGGCUGCAGUAGUGGUGUUGGACCACCUGGAAAAGGUUUCAAGUUAACAAAUGAUGGACAGUUCGACUUAGACCAAAAGAGGUUAUGUAAUGUUGCUGAACCUAAGAAUGAAAGUGAUGCAGUCACAUAUAAUGCUAUGAAAGCUGCAAUAAACCAUAUGGAUGAUAAAUACAAAACUCAUCCAGACCUCAUUGUUGAAUUGAAAACCAAAGUGAGUGCAUUAGAAGGGAGUCUUAGUGAUCUGAUUCUAUAUAGUCAACAGCAAUCGAAUCAGUAUCUAAACUUGAAAAACAUGGAAAAUAAGAAGAAAGUCAUAGCUCAAGAGCUUCACAAACCAGCACGAAAAAAUUAUACUCGUCGUCAUGUUGACAUUCGAGGACUUGAUGAAACUUGGCAAGCUGAUUUAGUGGAAAUGAUACCAUAUAGUUCUGUAAAUAGUGGAUUUAAAUAUCUACUAACAAUUAUAGACGUAUUCUCAAAGUAUGCUUGGGCUGUUCCUAUUAAAAGAAAAAGUGCUGGUGAUGUCAGAAAUGCUAUGAAGUCUGUAUUACAACAAAGGAGGUAUCCUCAAAAUCUACACGUUGACCAAGGCAAGGAGUUUUACAAUAAAGAAUUCAAAGAUCUCAUAAAAAGUCAUAAAAUUCAUAUGUACUCAACAUUUAGCAACCUAAAAGCAUCCAUAUGUGAACGUUUCAAUAGAACUCUAAAAAAUAAAAUGUGGCAAGAAUUCACAGCUCAAGGUAGUUACCGAUGGAUUGAUAUGCUCAGAAAUUUGGUUGAUACUUACAACAAUACCAAACAUCGAACGAUCAAAAUGAAGCCCAUUGAUGUAACAGUUGAAAAUGAAAAAGAACUAUUCAAGAAGAUUUACAAACCCCUUCAAAUCAAUCAACCGGUGAAUAAAAGGAAAAGCAAGUUUAAAGUUGGCGAUAAAGUGCGAAUAAACAAAUACAAGCACGUUUUCGAAAAAGGUUAUACACCAAACUGGACUACAGAAAUAUUCACAAUAAAAAGCGUGCAAAAUACUAAUCCAACAACGUACAAGCUUACUGAUUAUCAAAACCAAUCAAUCGAAGGUGGAUUUUACAAUGAAGAGCUUAGUAAAGUCAAAUACCCUGAUAUCUACCUUGUAGAAAAAAUAGUAAAAAGGCGUGGAAAUAAAUAUUUUGUAAAGUGGUUAGGAUUUGAUAGCUCACAUAAUAGCUGGGUAGACAAAUCAGAUUUAUGA